AGUGAGUGAUUAGGAGGAUCUGGAUUGAAGAGAAGAACAGCAGUGGGUGGAAGGUAAUCUAAAUAUUGAACGAUAAUCUUAAGCAACACAAUCCGUUUCGUGAUUCGUUUAUUGGAAGAAAUUGAAAUCGAAAUUGAAAUUAAAAUUGAAAUUGAAAUGGGAGACAGAGAAACAGAAACCCCAAUCGCAGAUGGCAACAACCAGAGCGAAAUUUUCAGAGCCAUAGAGGUUGUGGAGAGAGAUUCACUGGCCAUCGCUCAGAGUUUCACUUCGCUCUUCGCUUCUCUUCGCUUGGCCCUCUCCGAAUCUACCACAACCUCACUCCAUCACAUGCAAUGCUUUACCGAUGCCACCGGUCGCCUUCAGGAAUCUGUGCUUGAUGCAGCAACCAAGGGGAAUCGGUAUAUAAACUCAUGUCUCAGAUUGAAUGAAGAAAUGAAGCGCAUUGAUGAUCUCGCAUCUCAAUUAAAAAUCCUACGAAAGCAUGUAGAUGCUCUGGACUCCGCUGUUAACAAGCUUCUUAAUGUCUCCUGACACUUGGGGAUUCAGUCCUGCAUAAGGGUUGUGCUGGGAUGGUGAUGAAGUGCAAGUAAAACAACAUCUUUUUUUUUUGGCAGUUAAUAUGGAAGUUUCCUCUCCCUAAAGUAAACAAACAAGGGAUAGAGUUUACAGACUGAUCCCUGUGUUACAAUGUGCAUGACACAAUUUUUCUAGUGGACAGCAUGGUUGAAGUUUUAGAUGUUGAUGGUUUAUGCCUAUGCCUUUUUUAGGAACACUCGUGUUGUUAAUACUUGCUUGGAUAUAGAACUCUAGGAAUAGAAGUACUCAGAGAGUAGAGUGGCAUAUUUUGAUGCGUUAUUUUGUUCUGAAACGGGUGGUAUAAAACAUAAUAUGCUUCUUGUUGAGCAGCCUAUAUGCCAUUGCCCAUCUUGCAGAUAGAUGAGGUAAGAUAAGCUGCCUUUACUUUGUCACUCGCGGAAAGGAAAAAGUGUGAAAUUAAAGAAACAAGAAAGAUGGAAUGUCUGGCAUGUGUAAGAAUAAGACCUUUUGACUGACUAGUCUUGAAUUCUAUGUGUUGAACUAGCGAACAUAUGAAAAUAAAUAUUUCGGGCCCAGGCUCAUGAAUUUCGUCUACAAGUUUACUUGAGCAAGUGUGUGGAUUCCACCUGCUGGCUGCAAGGCAACUUGAGCAAUUUUUCAUAUAACGUGCUAAUGCUUGGAAGUUGGAAGCCCCAACGCCAUUUGAAUCAUUCUUAAUUAGGACAGACAACCCAUUGUUAGCAAAGCUGCGAUUAAUGUGUAACUUACAUCUUUGAUGCUAUGUGGGCAAGUAUGAAGCUUGGUUAUUGGAAAACAGUGUAUAUAAUAAAUUUGGGUGUAAAUAAUAAAAUGCGAAGGUUCUGAAAGGAGAAAUACACCGUGUAAGAUGUAAUAGAAUUUGGAUCGUUUUGCUUUUCAGUAGGGGGGAGUUGGGUGAGUCAUCUUGUUACAGAUCUGAUAAGUAUUAUUCUUCUCUUAUGUAAAAUCACAUAGAAAAGCUUUUUUUCUUUUUUCCUUUUAACAAUAAAUAUUAGU
Molecule: messenger RNA, 1575 nt
Organism: Abrus precatorius (Indian licorice)
Lineage: Eukaryota; Viridiplantae; Streptophyta; Magnoliopsida; Fabales; Fabaceae
Exons: 5
Coding region: 157-534 (125 amino acids)
Source: RefSeq, a predicted model, not a curated record